Messenger RNA from Mugil cephalus (flathead mullet), 1714 nucleotides. RefSeq names its product protein phosphatase, Mg2+/Mn2+ dependent 1Ka (gene ppm1ka). Gene Ontology annotation, biological process: protein dephosphorylation. The transcript has 9 exons. The record is from RefSeq and is a predicted model, not a curated record. Lineage: Eukaryota; Metazoa; Chordata; Actinopteri; Mugiliformes; Mugilidae. Gene Ontology annotation, molecular function: protein serine/threonine phosphatase activity; cation binding. The coding region runs from base 197 to 1336 and encodes 379 amino acids.
GCCUCCUCCAUCCGCGCCCACGCCCCUCAAGCGCCACAGCGCAAGGGCGACUGACGGCUCGAGGCAGCUGCUGGAACUCUGGAAACCGGUUGCCACGGAAACGAAAAAAAAAAAGAAAAAAAAAUCCCCAAUAAAAGGCAACAGACAAAUCUUUUUUUUUUUUACACAUCUCCACAGCUGUUAAAGACGGUCAGUCAUGUCGUCCCCAGUGCUGCUGAGUCUUGUGCGUUGUGCUCGCUCGGCCGUCUCCAGGCAAACCUUCCUCGCUGUACGAUCCUCCCCGGAAACCUGCACAGCGUCGGGGCAGGUGGGUGGAAUGUCGCUUGGGGUGGUGGGCGUACGUAAGGCCAGCGGGUCAGCCCGCUUCGACAGUGAUGGCAGCGGCCAGCCGGUAACCUGGGACUCAUUCGGUAUUUGGGACAACCGGAUAGAAGAACCGAUCCUUCUGCCCUCCAGUAUCCGAUAUGGAAAACCUAUUCCACAGGUCAGUCUGUCUCGGGUUGGCAGUGCAUCGGUUUUGGGUCUCAGGAAGCAGAACGAGGACCGUCUCCGAUUCGCCCGUAUCCAAGACAACCUGCUGUACUUUGCGGUGUUCGAUGGCCACGGUGGUCCGCACGCGGCUGACUACUGCUACACCUUCAUGGAGAAGUUCAUCAGAGACGCUUUGGAAGAGGACGAUGAUCUGGAGAAGGUUUUAAAGAAAGCCUUUCUGGAUGCUGACAAGGCUUUGCACACACAUCUAAGAUACUUCAACAAUGCUUCAUUCCUGACAGCUGGCACCACAGCGACGGUUGCUAUGCUGCGUGACGGUGUGGAGCUGGUGGUUGGUAGCGUUGGUGAUAGUCGGGCGUUACUGUGCAGGAAAGGACAAGCCCACAAGCUCACCAAAGACCACACACCUGACCGCGAGGACGAGAAACACCGGAUCCAGAGGUUCGGUGGUUUUGUGACGUGGAACAGCGUGGGUCAGGCUAACGUUAACGGGCGGCUAGCAAUGACACGCAGCAUCGGAGACUUCCACCUGAAAACCAGCGGCGUCAUCGCAGAGCCGGAUACACAGCGGCUUACCGUCCAGCACGCCAGCGACUCCUUCCUUGCGCUGACCACCGAUGGCAUCAACUUCCUGCUGAGUGACCAGGAGAUUUGUGAUGUCGUCAACCAGUGCCAGGACCCUACAGAGGCUGCUGAUGUCAUCGCUCAGCAGGCGCUUCAGUACGGCUCGGAGGACAACAGCACCAUCGUCAUCAUCCCGUUCGGAGCCUGGGGGAGGCAUCAGAGCUCCACCGUUGUCUACAGCAUGAGCAGGAACUUCACGUCGAGUGGGCGGUGGGCGUAGACGAAAGAUGAAAAAAAAAGGAGAUGAACUUGAAGGGCACAAAAAUGUAGCCCACACGUGACAACACAUAUGUACAUAGAGUGUAUAAAAAUAUGUAUUGUACAUAGAGAGACGUUUUCUGCAGUGUUUCUAUUAGUACAACUGUGCCUUAAUGCACAUCAUGUAUUUUUGUUUUCAAACCGAUGGCAGAACUCCUCCAAAACAAACUCAGAGAAAUUGCAUCGACUCAAAUUGUGUUUCACCCCAUAAACUAUCAUUUGGAGGGAGAAGAUCAACAAGAGUAGAUGUUCUUUUUUCUUUUCUGUAAGUAAAUAAUUCAAACUUCAGACCUCUGACCUUUCACCUCUGGGUAGAAUAAAGUUUGACAUGUUAAACCGA